CCCGCGCCGCCGCCGCCUCGCGCCCGCCGGUCCCCGGACGCGCCGCCGCCGGGAAGGCAGCCGGCGCCGAGCAAGUUGCAAGCGCGCCUCUCCGCCCGGGAAAGUUUCCCCCGCGGCCGCCGACGCGAGUUGGCGCGGGGUCCCGCCGCCGCCGCCGCUGGAAGAGCUUAUCCUGAAGCCACCGUCAGGAAGAGACUUCAAGAGAAUCUUGACACCCCCGAAAGGAGAAGGCACCCGUUGAGAGAGGUGGGCAUCUCCUGGGCAGCCCCGAGCUUGCAGGGACCAGACCUUCCAACGCUGUCAUCAAAGCAACGUGAACCCUUUGAAUUUGAACUUCUGAAAACGUGGGCACCAUCUUUUUCCAGGCUCCUUGACGCUGGCUACCCAGGACAAGCUGGGCCAAUAAAGGAAAUAUACAGGAGCCCCUCUGACCUGGAGACUCUGUGCUGCUGACGUUGGAAGAACUGCCCAGCCUGGCCUUGGACGAUGACCCAAGAGGCCGUUGCUUCUGGCCACUGGGAAAUAAAGUGACAUAGGAGGAGCACCGGCUCUCAGCAGAUGUGUGGAGUUGCAUCAGCCAGUGCCCACGGGAGAGGACUCAGCAUGCAGUGCCUCGGGCGCAGGUCAUCGUCCUGGGGUCCUGAUCUCACGGGCAAGGACAGCCCAGUGAUUCACCUGUGGCUGUAAAGUUAGGGGGAGCACCAUGGAAGGCGACUGUCUGAGCUGCAUGAAGUAUCUGAUGUUUGUGUUCAAUUUCUUCAUAUUUCUGGGCGGGGCCUGCCUGCUGGGCGUCGGCAUCUGGGUCGUGGUGGAGCCCACCGGCUUCCGGGAGAUCGUGGCCGCCAACCCCCUGCUCAUCACGGGCGCCUACGUCCUCCUGGCCAUGGGGGGCCUGCUGUUUCUGCUCGGCUUCCUGGGCUGCUGUGGGGCCGUCCGGGAGAACAAGUGUCUGCUGCUGUUUUUCUUCCUGUUCAUUCUGGUCAUCUUCUUAGCGGAGCUCUCGGCGGCCAUCCUGGCCUUCAUCUUCAGGGAAAAUCUCACCCGCGAAUUCUUCACCAAGGAGCUCACCAAGCACUACCAGGGCAACAACGACACGGACGUCUUCUCUGCCACCUGGAACUCCGUCAUGAUCACGUUUGGUUGCUGUGGGGUCAAUGGGCCCGAAGACUUUAAGUUUGCAUCAGUUUUCCGACUGCUGACUUUGGACAGUGACGAGGUGCCAGAGGCCUGCUGCCGGAGGGAACCCCAGAGUCGGGAUGGGGUCCUGCUGAGCAGGGAGGAAUGCCUCCUAGGAAGAGACCUGUUCCUGAACAAGCAGGGCUGUUACACGGUCAUCCUCAAUGCCUUCGAGACGUACGUCUACCUGGCCGGGGCCCUCGCCAUAGGGGUGCUGGCCAUCGAGCUUUUUGCCAUGAUCUUUGCCAUGUGCCUCUUCCGGGGCAUCCAGUAGAGGGUGUGGCCUGAAGCUUGAAGACUGACCCUGCCCACCACUGCCCGGCACCCAAUGCCCUCCCCUCCCCGGCAUCCCUGCCCUCUUGGCCCCCGGAGGGAGGAGGUGAGGCCAUCAUGAGUGGCUAGGAAAUGCGGCAGAGGAAAAUAGCUAUUUUUUUAACAAAACAAAAUGAAGACAAAAAUAUGGACUGAUGUAGCCCAUUUGGACUCUGGAGUGGGCGCCACAGGUUCUCUGCAGGGGCCCGGACACCUGAACCCAGGAUGCAGUCUGCACUAGAGACCAAAGCAACACCAGGGCCAGGCCCCCUCCUCGGACCAGCCAGAUCUGGCAGCCCGGGACCUGGGCCCUCGACUCACAGCUUCAGGACCUGGUGCCAAGAAAGUAAGGAUUUAGGCGAGAAGGAGGGAAAAGAAAAUUGUGGAGCAGGCAAAGCUCAGGGGCCCUAAGGAAACCUGGUCACCACGUCCUUGAGGACGUGGAACCUACUUGGACUCCCUGGACCUCCGAGGAUAGAGUUGUCGCUGCCUCAGGCUGGGGCCAAGAAUGGGAUGCAGACACUGGAUCCAAGAAUGGCCCAGCCAGUAGUGUCCAUGCUUCCCCAUCUGUUGGACCAGAUAAUCUGGAAAGCCCAGAGAGGCGCAGUUUCUCAUCCAUAGUCACACAGCACAUG
Hippopotamus amphibius kiboko is the source of this 2123-nucleotide messenger RNA. RefSeq names its product tetraspanin 18 (gene TSPAN18). Bases 704 to 1450 code for a protein of 248 amino acids. Gene Ontology annotation, cellular component: membrane. The transcript has 13 exons. Lineage: Eukaryota; Metazoa; Chordata; Mammalia; Artiodactyla; Hippopotamidae. The record is from RefSeq and is a predicted model, not a curated record.